AAAUUAUUCCAUUGAAGUCAAUUGUGUCGCCUAUAUUAGAGUGUGAUGGAGGGUCGCUCAGUGUAGAUAGCGUAACAGUACCGGAAUGAUGUAAAUCAUUGUUAUAUUCGUUCACAUCCCAUAUAAAUAUGAAUUAAAUUAAUAUUAAAUUAAAAUAAUUACCAAUAUUAGUAAAAUAGAAGCCAAAUACAGUGUCACAAAGAGAAAUAGGUAUAGCAGCAAUGGCAUCCAAAAUAGCCAACUUGUGGCGUCACUCGCUGAAGAAGAGGCCGGUCAUCACCAACACUGUGGUGUACGCUACGUUCUACACUGCAGCAGAGUUGUCCCAGCAGACCUUUAAUAAGAUUUAUUCGCCGGAAAAGCCAGAGCUCGAUUUCGCAUCAGCUGGUCGCAUCGUUGCAGUCGGCAGUUGCUUGUAUGCACCUACACUAUAUUACUGGUACAAAUUCCUGGAUAAAAAGUUUGUUGGAACAGCUGUAAAAGUCGUAGCAACUAAAGUGGCGUCCGACCAACUCAUAAUGACUCCAACGUUGCUAGCAGCAUUCUAUACAUUACUGGGAGUUCUAGAGCGCAAAGAAGACGUUUUCGAAGAGCUAAAAGACAAGUACUGGAAGACGUUCGUCGCUAACCAAGCCUUCUGGAUUCCGGGACAAACCAUUAACUUCUUCUUUGUACCCAGCCACCUACGAGUUGUUUAUGUGGCCUCGGUGUCUUUUGUAUGGAUCAAUGUUCUCUGCUUCAUAAAAAGACAGAAAGUUGUCAAAGUGGACGAAAAUCAAGAAAAGUUACAUAACUGAGAAAAUUUUCUCAGACAAUAGUACAAUAUCUUAAACAAUAAUAAGUGCAAUAUCUUAGACUUAUGCUCAGUGUUUUUGCAGUAUGAAAAGCAGUAAGUAUAAGUAACCCGUCUCUGGUAUGCAAUUUCAGUAAGACUCGGGGUGGUAUAUUACCAUAUUGGGCCCUUGAUAAACAUGAGCGAAGCGAACGCAAGUUUUUUUCUUAAAUUUUACAGUAAUGAACCUUAAGAUACUAACUACUAAUCAGAUUUCCAUAAUCUAUCGAUGGACUUCCAUCCUUCGGUUGGGAUAACACCGUAAAAAAUUUAGAGUUCCAGUCAGUAUUGGAACUCUGGACCUAUUUAAUGCGUCGAGGCCUAAGUUAGAUGUUUCUUCUUCUCUCUGGGCUGGUUUCCGCACUUAAACGUUUCCGUCUGUUGUGCGUAAGUUACAUGUUUAUCAGUGGUAUGGAAGGUAUUUAUAAGGCUUGAGAUCACAUCCACCUACAGCCAGAUAAGAUAUUUAAAUGUAAACUGUUCCAUAUGUUAUAUUUAUCCAUCAUUCCAAUGUUACCUAGCAUUUAAAUUAUGUCGAUUUAGGUAUAACUAUAAUAAUGUUGUGUUAAUGGUUAAGUGUUGGAUAUUUUGAAGAAAGCGAAGCGAUAUUUUUAUUUUUAACGAUAUUGUUGAAUAAAUACAAUUUUUAUUUUAUUA
Messenger RNA from Maniola jurtina (meadow brown), 1489 nucleotides. RefSeq names its product mpv17-like protein. NCBI's taxonomy places the organism in Eukaryota, Metazoa, Arthropoda, Insecta, Lepidoptera, Nymphalidae. The record is from RefSeq and is a predicted model, not a curated record. The transcript is spliced from 5 exons. Bases 222 to 797 code for a protein of 191 amino acids. Gene Ontology annotation, cellular component: cytoplasm; membrane.